Molecule: messenger RNA, 2407 nt
Organism: Cuscuta campestris
Lineage: Eukaryota; Viridiplantae; Streptophyta; Magnoliopsida; Solanales; Convolvulaceae
Source: the annotation of a GenBank genome assembly
UUUAUAUUUUAUACUACUAUAAUCUUUACUAGCAUAAAGAUUGUGGUAGACUCCGGCGUUGUUUGUGUGUCAAAGUUGGAGACCGGACGCUUGAACGGUUACGUUUGCACUUUCAACGCUCUUCCUACGACUUCUUCGUUUUUACCGCUUACAGAGAAAGUUAGUAUUUCUACCCGUCCAAAAAAGCAACCCGACGCGACACAAAUAAAAUCAGACGUACGGGCUUAACAAAUUCGCCAACUUCAAUUCAGUCUGUCUUCUGCAAAUUCUCCGAUUUUCCUGCGGCGGCGACAUAUGGCGACCAUGGUGGACCAAAUAUGGUGGCGGCUUUCCGUACGGUCGGGAGGCCGCCACCGUGUCCCAUAUUUAUCGAAAUCCUUUUCUUUACCCUGGACGAGAACUGGCCGGAGUGCGGGAUCUCUCUCGUUGAAGCUGAGGCUCUGUCGUCGUGACAAAAUCAGGGGGAGCGGCGGCGGUGGCUCCACGGCGCCGGAACAGAUAGCUGUUGAUGAAGAAGCGGAGGAGGAGCUGUUUGUGAGGGCGAUGAGGGAGGCGGAGCCGUACAUUGCGGCGCACCGGGGAAGUACUUUUGUGGUUGUCCUGUCGGCGGAGAUCGUCGACAGUCAUCAUCACCUCUCCUCUUUACUCCAAGAUAUAUCUCUUCUUCAUGGAUUGGGUGUCAAAUUUGUUCUUGUGCCAGGGACGCAUGUGCAGAUUGAUAGGCUUUUGUCUCAGCGUGGAAGGGAACCAAAGUAUGUAGGUCGCUACAGAAUCACAGACCCUGAUUCCCUAGAGGCGGCAGUGGAUGCCGCUGGAAGAAUUCGAAUGCUUUUAGAGACAAAGUUGUCCCCUGGACCUUCCCUCACUGGCAUUCGCCGACACGGAGACAAUAGUCGUUGGCAUGACAGUGUCAGUGUUGCCAGUGGUAACUUCUUAGCUGCUAAGAGAAGGGGAGUUGUUGAGGGAAUUGAUUACGGAUCAACCGGUGAAGUGAAGAAGAUUGAUGUUUCUCGAAUACGCGAGAGGCUUGAUAUGGACUCCAUUGUGUUAAUCAGCAAUGUUGGUUAUUCGAGUUCUGGCCAAGUUUUAAAUUGCAACACAUAUGAAGUUGCUACAGCAUGCGCGUUGGCCCUCGGUGCAGAGAAACUUAUUUGCAUUAUGGACGGUCCGAUAUUAGAUGAAUCCGGUCGUCUUAUUCGUUUCUUAACCCUUGAGGAUGCAGACUUGCUGGUGCGUAGAAGAGCUUAUCAAAGUGAAACUGCAGCAACUUAUGUGAAAGCAGUCGGUCAUGAAGGCCUAUUGGACUAUGAACCUUCAGAUCGAUCAGUGUUUUCCCUAUAUGGGAAUGGAUCAUUCCAGAAUGGGGUUGGCUUUGACAACGGGAACGGACUUUGGUGUGGGGAAAAAGGUUUUGCUAUCGGUGGACAAGAGAGGCUAAGUCGAUUGUAUGGUUACCUUUCAGAGUUAGCCGCAGCAGCUUUUGUUUGUAGAGGAGGUGUUCAAAGAGUUCAUCUCUUAGAUGGGACCAUUGGUGGGGUUUUAUUGAAGGAAUUGUUUCAAAGGGAUGGGAUUGGUACAAUGGUGGCUAGUGAUCUUUAUCAAGGAACUCGAAUGGCAAAGGAAACAGAUAUUCCCGGGAUAGAAAAACUAUUGCAAACUUUAGAAGAGGACGGGGAAUUGAUCGCGAGGACAGAGGAGGAUCUUCGUGAGGCAUUGGGUUCCUUCAUCGUCGUGGAAAGAGAGGGUCAAAUCAUAGCUUGUGGUGCUCUCUUUCCCUUCUUGAAAGACAAAUGCGCGGAGGUUGCUUCUCUUGUUGUUUCUCCCGAUUGUCGAUGCCAAGGACAAGGAGACAAAUUGCUUGAUUACAUUGAAAGGAAGGCAUCUACCCUUGGGAUACAAAUGCUUUUUCUCUUUACAACUCGCAGUGCAGACUGGUUUAUUAGGCGCGGCUUUUCAGAAUGUUCCACUGAUAAGAUACCGGUGGAGAGAAGAAAACGAAUAAACCUCUCAAAAUAUUACAUGAAGAGGUUGCAGCCUGAUAGAAGUGGUGUUUGCUUUGGUGUAGUACGUAGCGCAUUGGCUUAAUUGAGGGAAUGACCCUUGUACUUGGUGCAUUGCUGGUUGUACAUUGAACUGGACUUGUAAAACCUUUCUGUAAUACUACGAGUCCAUACUUCGUGAUAAAUAAAUAAAAAAAAAAGUUCAUACUUUAUCUCUGGAGUGAGAAAGUUUCAGAUGUGUUGGCGUAGCCACACUGAGUUGAGUGGGAAUAAUACCCAGAAAAAUGGUUUUACUGAUUGGAAAUGAUUGAAUGGCUAUAUCAGGGGAAAAAAAUGCCAGUGACAUGUCUUAGGUUAUGAAUCAAAAAACAUUAAUUACCUUGAAAUAAUCAAUGUUUAAGGGUUAU